Culex quinquefasciatus (southern house mosquito) is the source of this 1727-nucleotide messenger RNA. RefSeq lists its product as uncharacterized. The transcript has 4 exons. Bases 807 to 1346 code for a protein of 179 amino acids. The record is from RefSeq and is a predicted model, not a curated record. NCBI's taxonomy places the organism in Eukaryota, Metazoa, Arthropoda, Insecta, Diptera, Culicidae.
UGUUUUGAAAGUUUUUCAGGGGUCGCCCAACAAAUCGCGGACGGAUUAUUUUGUUUUUUGUUGUUUGUUUGAUGUGGCCAAGGAAAAUCGUCGCGAAAAAGUGGUUCCGCGCGGUGCACUUCCAGUUCCUUUUGGGAGAAAGUGGGAAUCUGUCCGGCAAGUAACGGUCAGGAAGAUUAAAAUAAACAAAGUGGCCAGCGGAGAACGGUUCAUUUGUGUGCGCCGAGCGACGGGGUUGUUUUUUUUCGGUAGUUUUCUGGUGUAUCGAAUGCUUUCGGCCAGGGACGUGUCAUCGGUUUGGUUUGGCGUAUUUUCGACCGGUUCACAUCCGAGGAUCGUUGACUGCGAAUGGGUCAGACCGGAUUUAGUGCGAUGCGAAUUUAGAAGGUCGGGGCUGUGGGAACGCUUGGGGCGACUGGAAGAAAAAGUUUCUGGGAUGUUUCGGGAACGUCAGCUUCUGUCCAGUUGGAUCUUCCGUUUCGAAGCACAACACGGGACUGCUUUAGCGUACCCAAUGAUCGAAAUCAUUGAACGGCCGUGGCACGAAUCGAUCGUGUUUCCGCGGGGUGCAUCUGUAAUCUGCAACUCGACCAAUCGGUAAUUUCUGCCGAUUGUGUCCGCUCGACCGGACACGCGGUGGAGAUUCAUUUCUCCGCCGGGAACAUGAUCACGCUGGACGAUCCGGACACGAUCAACUUUGGAGCGACCAUUGAGUUCCGCCCUACUGACGGUUCAUCAAGUCGCCAAUCAUCUGUCAGAACGCGAUCGCUAAGCUGUUUGCUGGGGAGUGCCGCAACCGACCCUGGAUGAUUCAACCAUCGCAAGAGAAGCACCUCCACGUUCGGCUGCGAGAUUUCCUGCUACGCAAGAACAAUCCCGCCGUUCCGCUGAAGUACAGCACCAGUCUCAGCCCCGGUAAGUCAAUUCGGUGCCUAUCGAAGGUCCGCGUCUUUAUCAUAAACAGCGAGGGCGUCUCCGUAAUGGCGUGUCCCCUGCUUCCCAUCGACACGUGGCGGAAGUCUUCAGCGACCGGACAACGGCGCGUACUCGUCCAGCUGAGUCGAGCAGACCAAGCGACCGUCAAAGUCAUUUGUCCUAACCACCGCCGAGGAGCGUCCGGACCUGAACGCGUGCGUCGACGAGUCCAUCUUGUGCGAUGGGAUUGCGCAUUGUCCAUCCGGUGUGGACGAAUCGUUUACGUACUUUUGAGUACUGCUGCAGCUGCCGGCCGAGAGACCUACCGGCUAUGCUGCGGACUGACCGUGUACCGCAUCUACCGCCGGAUAUCGGUGCUGCAGAAGCGGCCCAAGUUGCUCAGCUCGACGGACACGGCCGUGAUUUUCUGACAAUUCUGUACGGUACGCGGAGAUUGACCGCGCCACCACGGUCACCCCGCCGAGUACUCUCCAAACAUCUUCCGGUUCCUUCUCCGACACUUCGCAAAAAAAUUGCGCUCUUCAUUGGAGUAUUUUUUAACGCUUAGUUAGGGAAGGACUUGCGUUCUUGGAACUGUUUAGGAGAGAUAGGAAUAACCAAUAAAAAACAAAAAGAUAGUGCUGUUGAACGAACCAUAAAGUAAGUUAUUUUUUGAGAGGACACUUAUAAAGCUCGCGAUAAUUCAGGUCCAGUUGAUGACACGGUGGCAAAUUAAUUGAUCUCGUACUAGCCCGUUCUCGAGAGCGUUCUUGCUGGCCAAAAACCCUCACCUUGGCCCUAAAUAUACAAAU